Messenger RNA from Boeremia exigua, 1742 nucleotides. RefSeq lists its product as uncharacterized. The transcript has a single exon. Bases 234 to 1742 code for a protein of 502 amino acids. NCBI's taxonomy places the organism in Eukaryota, Fungi, Ascomycota, Dothideomycetes, Pleosporales, Didymellaceae. The record is from RefSeq and is a predicted model, not a curated record. Gene Ontology annotation, molecular function: hydrolase activity, hydrolyzing N-glycosyl compounds.
CAUGAUCAUACCGCUGUCACUAGUGCCAGUUGCCUGUAAAGGGCUCCGCAUCAUCCCAUCAUGGUAAUUUAUCCACCACGCAGAUUUUUAGUGGUGCAGAUCAACAAUGUUAGAAAAGCCGAUAACAGGUCGUACAUAGUGACCACAUUUCUUGCUGUGAAAGACCAUGGUCCUCGCAGUAACCAACUAAAAUCAAAUUAGAUCAUUGCUAGAAAGAUAUAUAUCCUUCAACGAUGUAUCUGCGCCAGGUUCUGCUGAAUGGACUGCUGACCAGCAGUCUGCCCGGCGUGCUGAGCCAUGCUGUCGGCAAGAUUCGCACCGUCGUCACUACGGACAUGGAGUCUGAUGAUCUGGCCUCGUUGGUGCGAUACAUAUUGUAUGCCAACGAUCUCGAGAACCAGGGUCUUAUCUACACGUCUAGUAAAUUCCACUGGGAGGGCGAUGGCGAAAACACACCCUUCUUCCUCCCGGAUCGCGAGUACAACACCUCGCAGACAUCCUGGCGCCCCACCGGUACGACCACAAUCGAGGACUAUUUGCUAAAGGCAUACGCGGAGGUGUACCCAAAUCUGCGUGUCCACGAUCCGACGUAUCCGACACCAGAGCAUCUCCUUUCGAUCACGGCGAUUGGCAACGUCGACUUUGAUGGCGAAAUGGCCAAGAACACAGCCGGCUCGGAUCUCAUCAAGAGUCUCAUCCUGGACAAGGAUCCACGCACCCUGUACCUGCAGGCCUGGGGCGGCACCAACACGAUCGCGCGCGCGCUGAAGUCGCUGGAAGAUACACACUCGGCCUCGUUGCAGUGGAACACCACAAAGGCUGCCAUCUCGCGUAAAGUCGUCAUCCUCGCUAGUGGCUUUCAGGACAACACGUACAUGGAGUAUAUUGCCCCACGCUGGCCCGUGCUGCGCGUCGAAGAGCUGUCCGCCGCGUACGACACCUGGGGGUUCAACUGCAACCGCGGCAGCGGCAAUGUUCGCGGGCUUCCCGAUAACAACAUUUUCUACCAGGGUUCCUGGAUCAAGCCCAAUAUUCAAACCGGACCGCUGGGGUCACUGUACCGCUCGUGGCUUGACGGACAAAGCACUAUUGGCGGCGGCGACCAGCUCGACGUCUUUGGCGACCCAGAAAAGGCGCCAGAGGGUUGGUGCAAGCCAAUGUCCAAAUACGACUUCCUUUCUGAGGGCGACAACGUGGUGUUCAACCCUCUCCUUUCCACGGGCUUACAGGCUCCGAGCGACGCGAACCUUGGCAGCUGGGGCGGGCGACGGAAACAGAAUAGCACAGUACCAAACCUGUGGGUGCUGAUCGACAAGGAGACUGGGAGAAACGGAAGCCUGACCAAAGGUUGGACCACAGAUCGCUGGGUAGAGGCGGCGCAAAACGACUUCGCGGCGCGUAUACAGUGGACACUGGCGCCAGCGUACAAGGAUGGAAAUCACGCGCCUACCAUUAAGAUCGUGGGAAAGAAGAUGAUGAAUGCGCGUGCGGGGUCGGAUGUUAAGCUGUCUGCGAGAGUCAGCGAUCCGGAUGGCGACCGGGUAGCUGUGUCAUGGUGGCAGUACCGCGAGGAGGGUACAUAUCCAGGAAUCGUGAGUGUCAUAGGAUGCAACAGUGGUGCGAUCGUUAAAGUGCCGCGGGAUGCGGAAAAGGGGCAAACGAUAUCGAUUAUCGCGCAGGCAACGGACGAUGACAAGUUCCCGUUGACAAGGUAUGCUCGUGUCUCUGUUGUGGUGGUAUAG